AAUGCAGACGAAAAAGUUCCAUUCCGCGCGAACUUCUUGGAUGGGUUGGCUAGAAACGGUCGUAGAGCUCAUUAGCUUGUUUUAAGCACAACUAUUUAAUUUGAUUACAGUCAUGUCACUGCUUAUUCUAUCUAACGAGGUUCUCCUUAAACACAUUUUCGCGUUUCUGGAGAUAUCAGACUUGUAUAAACUGAUGCAUUCUUGCAGUCGACUCAGUACUGUUUUGCGUGAUGCAAACCAGCUUUGGAAGAAAAAGUUUCAAGAAAGAUGGCCCAAAAUUUGUUUACGUGAACAACGAGGACGUGUAGUUAACUGGCUGGACAGGAUGAAUCUACGACUAAGGAUCAUAAGAAUAGUCAAAGAAGAAGUUGGGAGCAUGUCUGCUCUUUGUUAUCCUGAAAGUGCUGAAAUAUAUACGCCUGAAAAUGUCAUUAAAACAUUAACAACUGGUGACUACCCUUAUCUUGUAUUCAUUGACGAUGAACUUACACGACUGAAGUUUAACCCACCAGAGGAAUUGGCAGAUGAUUUGACUUUCACCCAUUACGCCAGACACUUGUACACAAAAGUCAGGAUGUGUCUACUAGAGAAGAAGUGGUUGAACUUUAUGCGCCAACCAGAAUCAAAGAAAUCUUUACUUGAGGGUGCCCUGCUUGUCUCUGAAUGGAUCAACAUGGACUUCCGGGAGAUUCACAGUUCAAGUGACAGUGAAUUGAUGAUUGACUGGAUUGUUGACAGGGUGAAAUUUCUCCUUGGCGAAACGAGAAACUAUUCAUUUCAAGAUGCAGACGUACAACCCACUGAAAGAGAGAUUUUGACCACCAUCAGCCGAGUGUUAUUUCAUGAUGAGGAAAUGAAAAUGCUUCUUAUAUAUGUAGACGACGAAGUUAACGAUCGCGAUCAUUCUGUUGCCUGUGGUUGUUUUACCCCCGGAACUUAUUCUGUUGACCUGGUUCUUGUAUCCGAUGCGAGAAUAGGCCAUAACAACAUUUUUUGCGUCAUCUAUCAAGAAGUGGCCAAGAGGAUGGGUAUUUUGUGUGAACCGGUAUUCUGCUACAAGGACCAUAGAUUCUACAAAAGAGUGGUACUUCGGUGGAAGGAAUAUCCAGAGCAAGCAGAAGGUUACACUUACAUUGACAUGUAUAGGAAAGGCGUCUUGCAACGUCUCGAUGCCAGUCGUCGCCUCGGCCCUGUUUACGGUUACUUUGACGAUGAAGAGUAUUAUGAUGUUGAUGUUAAUCCACCUGUUGUCCCGGCGGAAGAGGUUUUCCAGGAAAUGCUGCGUCUUUUGCUUGAAGAGGACAGUAGGUUUUGUAAUAUAAAUCACGGGUACACUAAGCCGUACGUAGUGUACCCGACAUCAAGUCUAUGUCGACUUGCGUGUGCAAUUUCCCCCUCGUCAACUAAGUUGGUUAAAACAUAUGCAACUUUUUGCGAAAAGAAACACAUCCAAUUUGGUGAUGCCAUUCGACUGUGCCAGGAGCGAAGAAUUUCCUGCAGUAAAUUACACAAACUCUUAAAUGAACACAGAAACAAACUAGCGGAGAAGGUUGUGUGCAAUCGUUCUCCGUCCAUCAAAUACGCGAUUGGCCUUGUCAUGAUCUACAACGAUGAUGCAAAAAGCUAUUUGCAUAAAAGAGCUUGUGUUAUUAUUUCAUGGGAUAUUAAAUGCAAAGGAUAUUAUUCCGGUAUGUACGGAAAACCAGUUGCCAAUUUGGAUCAGCCUUUUUACAAUAUCCUGUUGGAUGAUAGGUUCCCCGAAUAUGUCCCUGAAGAGAAACUGGAGCUUCAUCGCAAUCCCAACUCCGCUAGUGUAAAUAAUGGGAACCUUGGAAUGCAUUUCUCCAAAUUUGAUGGUCGCAUUUACGUACCAAACCCUAUGUCUCAAUCUCGUUUUCCCGACGAUGAGGCCUUUGCACGAUCUCUGGUUGGAACAAUGUGAUUUUUUUUUCUCUAUUUAUGGUUUCGUAUUAACUCAUUCGUACUCUCCUUGGUUUAAAUUGUUUGUGUUAAUUUGGAGUUUUUGCUCGAGUUUUUGUAAGAAAACACGGAUAGUUUUGUAAUACGGAUAAAUAAGAUAAACGAUUUAAAUGAUUA
Messenger RNA from Daphnia pulicaria, 2097 nucleotides. RefSeq names its product F-box only protein 21-like. The record is from RefSeq and is a predicted model, not a curated record. The transcript has 8 exons. Lineage: Eukaryota; Metazoa; Arthropoda; Branchiopoda; Diplostraca; Daphniidae. Bases 113 to 1942 code for a protein of 609 amino acids. Gene Ontology annotation, molecular function: protein binding; DNA binding.